Stegastes partitus (bicolor damselfish) is the source of this 1996-nucleotide messenger RNA. Its product is annotated as alanine--glyoxylate aminotransferase 2, mitochondrial-like. Gene Ontology annotation, molecular function: L-alanine:glyoxylate transaminase activity; pyridoxal phosphate binding. Bases 1 to 1551 code for a protein of 516 amino acids. Gene Ontology annotation, cellular component: mitochondrion. The record is from RefSeq and is a predicted model, not a curated record. NCBI's taxonomy places the organism in Eukaryota, Metazoa, Chordata, Actinopteri, Pomacentridae. The transcript has 14 exons. Gene Ontology annotation, biological process: glyoxylate catabolic process.
AUGUAUAAAGUGGUAUCACACCUCAGUGGCCGCUGUGCACCUUUAACAGGACAGGUCAACUGUUCAACCAGUGUGGCCAGAUUUCACCUUGGAAGAGGGGCAGUAUGUCAACAAUCAGCCUUCAAAUACCGUCCUGCAGAGCUCUCGGAGAUGCCCCCGUGCAACUUCAAACCACAGGAAUACACGGGCAUGUCCAAAGAGCGCAUCAUGGAGAUCCGCAGCAAGAACCUCAGCCCCAUGACCACCAAGAUUACCUACUAUAAGAAACCGGUGUUCAUCCACCAGGGACACAUGCAGUGGCUGUGGGAUGUGGAUGGGAGGAGAUUUCUGGAUCUGUUUGCUGGCGUUGCUACUGUGGCUGUGGGUCACUGCCACCCGAAAGUGACAGCAGCAGCAGAGAAGCAGCUGAAGAAACUGUGGCACACCACCAACAUCUACGUCAACGCUCCAAUCAACGAGUACUGUGAGAAACUGGCCUCCCACCUACCGGAUCCUCUCAAGGUGAUAUAUCUGACCAACAGCGGCAGCGAAGCCAACGACCUGGCGAUGCUGCUGGCUCGGCUCUACACCGGCAACUAUGACAUCAUCGCUUUCAGAGGGUCCUACCACGGUGGCAGCCAACAGACUAUGGGUCUCACCUCCCACUCGCCAUUUAGAUACCCCAUCGCCACAAGCUCAGGAUGCACACAUACCAUGUGUCCUGACGUGUACAGAGGUCCGUGGGGAGGAAGCCACUGCCGGGACUCUCCUGUGCAGACCGACAGACAGUGUGGCUGUGCCCAAGGUCAGUGCGCGGCAAAUGAACAAUACAUCGGACAGCUCAGAGAGACAUUUCACACAAGCGUUGCGAGCAGAGUUGCUGGUUUCUUUGGAGAGCCCAUUCAGGGAAUGGGAGGAGCAGUGCAGUACCCUAAAAACUACUUCAAGGAGGCCUACAAGCUUGUCAGAGAGAGAGGAGGAGUCUGCAUCGCCGAUGAGGUCCAGACUGGAUUUGGGCGAACAGGAACCCACUUUUGGGGAUUCCAAGGUUAUGACGUCCUUCCUGAUAUUGUGACAAUGGCCAAGGGGAUUGGCAACGGAUUCCCAAUGGGAGCUGUUGUUACAACUCCAGAAAUCGCUGCUUCCUUUUCCAAAGCCUACCACUUCAACACCUUUGGAGGAAACUCUGUGGCCUGUGCUGUUGGGUCAGCGGUGCUCGAUGCCAUCAAAGAGGACGGAUUACAGCAGAACAGUCUUCAUGUGGGCACUCAUCUGAUGACAGAGCUGGCGAAGCUCAGAGACAAGUACGAGAUCAUCGGUGACGUCCGUGGAAAAGGCCUGCAGAUCGGAGUGGAAAUGGUCAAAGACAAGGCCACCAGAGAGCCGCUGUGUCCAGAGGCAAUGAUGGAAAUCUUUGAGGACGUGAAGGACAUGGGAGUCCUGAUCGGGAAAGGAGGACUGUAUGGACAGACUUUCCGCAUACAACCGCCCAUGUGCAUCACGACGAAGGACGCAGAUUUCUUUGUGGCAGUUUUUGACAGAGCCAUCAACAACUACAUGGACAGAAAAUGAGCAGAUCGGGGGAGGAGAUCAGUGAAGCGUGAAACCCACUCGGCAGUGGACUUUUUGUAAAUCUCUGCAAAUGUUGUAAAUGUAACUAUUAAUGAUUUCACCCUUAUGUCCUUUAACAGCUUUGUUCUGAAUGUUCAGCAAAACACCUGCAAUGCAAUCAGUUGAACUUAUUUUUUUCUAUUACAGACUCCGCUAUUUAAGAAUCUGAGCCAACAUGCGAAUGAGGAAAACUGAUUUGAUACGCAUGUAUUUCUCAUCAAAUUGGUUUUCAUUUUGCUGGGUUUAGAGCCAAUGAAUAAGCUUUUUUAUGAUUAUUCUGUGGUCAGUUUACACAUGUGCAAUGACGAUAGAUCUGACAACAUAUGCUUGAUGGAAUGACUUCACAUUUUUGUAGAUUUGAUAAUAAAACUGUAUCAUUUUGUUUUACUGUUUCACUAAUAAAACA